Molecule: messenger RNA, 3700 nt
Organism: Jatropha curcas
Lineage: Eukaryota; Viridiplantae; Streptophyta; Magnoliopsida; Malpighiales; Euphorbiaceae
Product: Adaptin family protein
Biological process (GO): vesicle-mediated transport; intracellular protein transport
Cellular component (GO): membrane coat
Source: RefSeq, a predicted model, not a curated record
UGUGAAAUUGGUCCAUCUUAUUGGCUCAAGAUUCUAUUUUGGUGAACGGUAGCUUAACUCUAAGCUCUUCUUCUCCGACACCGGAUUGCCUCUUUCAAAGUGCCGUGAGUUAUAUAUUAUUUCCACCUAACACUGGUUUUUUGUCCCUUUCUCUGGUAUGCUUCGUAUCGUUCAUCUGUCUCGCAGAAAACCGUUUUCAAUUCUCAGAUCUAUCAUCACACUCGUUCUGGUCCUUAUCAUUUCACUAAUGCUCCAAAUUCCAAACCAAAAACCCUAGACUCUCUUCCAUUUUCACCAAUCAACCAAAUCCAAUUCAAUGGAGCAACUAAAGACGAUUGGCAGGGAGCUCGCUAUGGGAUCCCAAGGCGGCUUUGGCCAAUCGAAAGAGUUUCUCGAUCUCGUCAAAUCGAUUGGCGAGGCUCGAUCCAAGGCUGAAGAGGACCGAAUUGUUCUUGGCGAGAUCGAAACUCUAAAACGACGCAUCGUUGAGCCCGAUAUCCCCAAGCGGAAGAUGAAGGAAUACAUCAUACGCCUCGUUUAUGUCGAGAUGCUGGGCCACGAUGCUUCUUUUGGCUACAUCCACGCUGUCAAGAUGACUCAUGAUGAUAAUUUGCUCCUCAAGCGAACUGGAUAUCUUGCCGUUACUCUGUUUCUUAAUGAGGAUCACGAUUUGAUUAUCUUGAUAGUGAAUACAAUACAGAAGGACUUGAAAUCGGAUAAUUAUCUGGUUGUUUGUGCUGCGUUAAAUGCUGUUUGUAAGUUGAUUAAUGAGGAGACAAUUCCUGCUGUGUUGCCGCAAGUGGUGGAGUUGUUGGGUCACUCGAAGGAGGCUGUUAGAAAGAAGGCGAUUAUGGCUCUUCAUCGCUUUUAUCAGAAGUCUCCAUCAUCCGUUUCUCAUCUCGUCUCCAAUUUUCGCAAGAGACUUUGUGAUAAUGACCCGGGAGUCAUGGGUGCAACACUUUGUCCUCUUUUUGAUCUUAUAACUACAGAUGUUAAUUCUUAUAAAGAUUUGGUCAUCAGCUUUGUUAGCAUUCUCAAACAAGUAGCUGAGCGUAGAUUGCCAAAGAGUUACGAUUAUCAUCAGAUGCCAGCUCCAUUUAUACAGAUCAAGUUGCUGAAAAUCUUGGCAUUGCUAGGAAGUGGUGACAAGCAAGCGAGUGAACACAUGUAUACAGUUGUGGGCGAGAUAUUUAGGAAGUGUGAUUCAUCAAGUAAUAUAGGAAAUGCUGUACUUUAUGAGUGCAUAUGCUGUGUUUCUUCAAUAUAUCCGAAUCCUAAGCUACUAGAAGCUGCUGCUGAUGUAAUAGCUAGAUUCUUGAAGAGUGACAGUCAUAAUUUAAGAUAUAUGGGCAUUGAUGCCCUUGGUCGGUUGAUAAAAUUAAGUCCAGAGAUUGCUGAGCAACACCAAUUGGCUGUGAUAGACUGCUUAGAGGAUCCAGAUGAUACUCUGAAGCGAAAAACCUUUGAACUGCUGUAUAAGAUGACAAAGUCCUCCAAUGUGGAAGUGAUUGUUGAUCGCAUGAUUGACUAUAUGAUCAAUAUCAAUGAUAAUCAUUACAAGACUGAGAUAGCAUCUCGAUGUGUAGAACUUGCAGAGCAAUUUGCACCUAGCAACCACUGGUUUAUCCAGACCAUGAAUAGAGUAUUUGAGCAUGCGGGAGAUCUGGUGAAAAGUAAAGUGGCUCAUAACUUGAUGCGCUUAAUUGCUGAGGGAUUUGGGGAGGAUGAUGAUACUGCAGAUAAUCAGUUGAGAUCAUCUGCUGUGGAGUCAUAUUUGCAGAUUAUCGGAGAGCCAAAGCUUCCAUCUCUAUUUCUUCAGGUCAUUUGUUGGGUCUUGGGGGAAUAUGGAACUGCUGAUGAAAAGUUUUCUGCCUCAUAUGUUGCUGGGAAGUUAUGUGAUGUAGCAGAUGCAUAUUCAAAUGAUGAGACUGUUAAGGCAUAUGCAGUGACAGCACUUAUGAAACUAUAUGCAUUUGAAAUAGCAGCUGAAAGGCAAGUGGAAAUUUUACCUGAGUGUCAAUCUCUGAUUGAGGAAUUAUCAGCAUCCCACUCAACAGACUUGCAGCAGCGUGCAUAUGAACUUCAAGCAGUUAUUGGCUUGGAUGCUCAUGCCGUUGAAUGUAUUAUGCCACCAGAUGCAAGCUGUGAAGAUAUCGAGAUUGAUAAAAACCUCUCUUUUCUUAACGGUUAUGUUCAACAAGCGAUAGAAAAAGGGGCUCAGCCCUAUAUUCCAGAGAGUGAACGUUCUGGAAUGUUAAAUAUCAACAGUUUCAGGAAUCAAGAUCAACAUGAAGCAUCAACUCAUGGUCUUAGGUUUGAGGCUUAUGAACUUCCAAAGCCUUCUGUGCCAUCUAGGACACCUCCAGCAUCGCUUGCAUCCUCAACAGAACUUGUUCCAGUUCCUGAGCCCACUUAUUACAGGGAGGCCCAGCAGACGGCAACAUUGCCAUCUUCAUCCGAUACAGGAUCAUCGGAAGUCAAGCUCCGACUUGAUGGAGUGCAAAAGAAAUGGGGUAGGCCAAAUUACUCCUCUCCUGCAACACCUACGUCAAAUUCUAGUUCUCAGAAGACAGUGAAUGGGGUGACUCAUCCUGAUGGGGGAAGCAAUGUAAAUUCUAAAGCACGUGAAACCUCUUAUGAUUCAAAGAAGGCACAAAUUGAAAUCUCUCCAGAAAAGCAGAAGCUUGCUGCAUCACUGUUUGGAGGUUCAUCAAAAACCGAGAGAAAGCCACCUUCAACUGGCCAUAAGGUUGCCAAGGGAAGCAGCCAUGUUUCGAAGUCAGUGGUUUCAUCAACCACUGAUGUAGCAGUAGAGAAGACAAUUCCAGUUCAACCUCCUCCAGACUUGCUUGACCUAGGCGAACCAAAUGUUGUUAGCACUGGGGCUUCAUCAGUUGACCCAUUUAAACAAUUAGAAGGGCUGCUUGAUCCAACUAAACUUAGUUCCAGUGCUAAUCCUGGCAUCGUUGGCUCCACUAGUGCGCCUGAUUUCAUGCAACUGUAUACAGACACGUCUGCAAGUGGACCAAGUGGUGGUUUCACGUUUACUUUAUCAUCUAAUAAGAGUCAUGAUAAUUUGUUGUCUGGACUAGGGAAUGCUGCUCAGAGUAGCACCGCAACAGCUACAAACCCCACACAAUUCGGUAAAGGACCAAAUCUUAAAGAUUCAUUGGAAAAGGAUGCACUGGUGAGGCAGUUGGGCGUGACCCCGUCAAGUCAAAAUCCCAACUUGUUUAAAGAUUUGCUAGGCUGAAAUUGGACAUAGAGAGUAAAAUUCAGUUGAUUUUAGACUGAUUGCUAUAUGAUUUCCGCGCAGAGAGGUUGCAGGCUAUGUUGUGCAGGUUCUUAAUGAUGGGGCUUGCCAAGUAGAACCGUCAAGUUCACAGAAGCUUCCUUUUGUGAUGCCAAAAUCAGGCAUAGAUUGUAUUUGUUGAUGCACAUCUGAGAGUUGAUAGUUUAAGAGGACCCAAGGUUGAUGUACAUGGGAUAUUCCCUUGCGAAGUUUCUUUUUGAGUUUUCGUUAGCUGUUCUUUCCCUGGGUGUCGGAGCUUGUCGCAAGCAAAUGGGUAUUGCCGCCCUAAUGACAUAGGAGUCACGUGUUGUUAUAAUUAUCCAAUUAAUAUUUUUCUUGUUUUAUUUGCAUUUAUGAUCUUUUCUCAUUAACAUAAUAGCACAGAUUUCAAUUUUGUUUUUGGAAAAA